AUGGACGUGGCCGGCUGUCCCAGCGCUGCAAUAUGCAAGUCCUGCGGAGAAGCGUUCAACAUCCCUGAGGAUAAAGUUGAUGGAAACCUUCCCCGUCUGCUUUUUUGUGGCCACUUCUUCUGCACAUUUUGCCUCGUGUCCUUUCAGUCUGAUGGUGUCAUUAGAUGUCCUGAUUGUGAGGUUGAGUCCACUGUUCCUGAUGGUGGAGUUUGUGGUCUUCAGGAAGAAACCAGAAUCAUAGGCCUCAUCUAUACUACCAAAACCAACAAGACUAAAGGCCUCCACUUUGACAAAUCAAAGUAUAGCAGAAAGAAUGAAUUAUCUUCAUGUGGAGACCCUAACAUGAUGGAUACAGAAACAGAACAGCCAGCAGAUGAGAAGAUUAAGAAGGUAGUGGAUGAGGCUUUGGACCAGUCUACAGGGAAUCUUGCCCAACUGGAACUCAUCCAUGAGACUCUGAAGGCUGGUCUAGCAGAACAAGUGAAGAAAGAGAGAACUCGGCUGGAGCUGGAGAUCAAUCAGGCAACAGACAGAGCUUCACAGGCGAUUCUAAAGUGGAAAGACAUGCAGUUGGACCAGCUGACUAAACUGGAAGAACAGUUUUCCAGAAGUGAAGCAGUAGUGUCCCAGGUCCAGGAAAGGAUUAAGACCUUAGAGAUUGCCAUGCGGAUGGCCAGAGAAGUGCGUCGUGUCCCUUUUCUAGGACGAUUCUGCAUCCUGGAUAAGGUACUAGAGGAGCUGCAGGCUCCUGUUGAUAAUGAUUCCUUUGAUGUGAAAAGCAUCACUAUGGACUCUGAAAUGAGUUGUGUUUUCAGGUCUGAAAGUGUGAGCCGUAGUUUGACAUUGUCUCUGAAGAUGGAGCCCCCAACUCCAAAGCGAUUGACUGGCUCCUCAGCCAAAGACUACCAGCUAGAAGGCUCCACUAGAAACUGUCACUGGACAAACGCAGAGGGAAGAGGGAGCAGCUCUACCCAGUGGGUGGCAGUUACCCACAUUGUGAAUCCAAGUCACUUCUACGUUCGCUAUGUGGCUGAGAGAAGGGAGAGAGAGACCCUUUCCAAGAAGAUAAAUCAACUGUGCCUUGGAGAUGGAUGUUUGUUCGUAAAGGGAGACACAGUAAAAGAUGGCUACCUGAUAUUUGCGAAGUGGAAGGGGGAAAUGUGGUGCCGCACCAGAGUGAUAAAGAUCUUUCAACAAGGUUGUGAGGAGCCGGUGAAAGACUGCCCAGUCACCGCGCUGGCCAGUUUGCGAGUUUUCUUCCCAGACUUUGGAUACACCAAAACCAUCACGAUAAAGAGUGAGGCUUCGACCGCUGAGUCCACACUAAAGGCUGUGAACAAGCACCUGAGAAAAGCAGAUAAGGCUGUGACUGCGAAGCUCGGGUCCGUUGCCCCUCAGGCCAUCAGAUGUGCAUUGAAGGACCUGGUGCCAUACGACCCGUCAAAGGGCUGGAGUAAAGAGGCGGAGGUUGAAUUCCACAAGGUGGUUGACGCUGCAGCGUUGGAGAUGAGGCCUUUGGGUCAAGACAAAGAUUCAUUGUUUGUGGAUCUGAGAAAAGCCCCAAUGGACCAAUCCACUGAUGUGGCCAUCUCUAUCAGAGAGUUUCUUGUUUUCAUGGAACUGGCCAGAUUUUAUUCUCCAGUGACACCAACCAUGAGGCCUCUAAUGUACUACCCUCCCAUUUAUCCCAAGAAUAAUGCAGAGGUCAAUGCUGUGGUCAGCCACAUCAACAGUCCUUCUGACUUCUACAUUCAGCUGGUUGACAACAUGGAGUCCUUGUUACUCUCAGCUAAGCUCCAGGAUUGUUACAAUGCGCCAACAUCAUCUAGAGAGGAUGAACUCACCGUCUACUGCCCGGUGUUGGGACAAGCCUGCAUUGCUCUCUUUGAAGACGUAUGGUACAGAGCUAAGGUCAUAGCACAUCCAGGUGGAACAAAAGUGGAAGUGCAGUAUGUCGACUUUGGCAACAACAAAAUCGUGUCCGUCAGCGACUUGAGGAAGAUCAAAGAUGAGUUCUUUGCUCUUCCUGCCAAGGCAAUUCAUUGCUGUUUAGUUGAUGUGCUUCCUGCAAGUGGAGACACCUGGAGUGAAACGUGUACCAACAAAUUUAUCAGCCUUGCCCACCACCAACUAGUCACUAUUGUGGCUACAGGAAUUGCCUCUAACACUGAACCUCUGCCUAUCAAAGUGUUGAAGAGAGGCUCAAACGAGUCAGAAGAAAACAUAGCUGAGCUGCUAGUCAAAGAGGACCUGGGCUGUUUCAAAGCUGGCCUGGAACACAAGAAUCCCAAGCCCUCUGGUGAGGAUUCGGCAAUCUGGGACUCCCCACUUGAGCUUGCUUUAGCAUCAGAGGGGGUCGACGCCCAAGACCAAAUAGGUUCUGGAGACCAGAAUGAUGAAUCACGGGAGUUGCGACUUCAGCUCAAAGACCUGAAUGUCAGGGUCAGCCAUGUCAGCUCACCAAGCAGCUUCUACGUUCAAUUCCCCCAGUAUGAUGCUCAAUUUAAAAGGAUGUGUGAACGGGUGAAGCAGGAGUGUGCACUGAUGGAGCCCCAGGACGUGGUGUGGAAGGCAGACAUGUACUGUGCUGCACACAUUAACGGAGUCUGGGAAAGAGGACGGAUCUGCUCUGAUGUCACAUCAAGUAACUUGGCAGAAGUUAGACGCUGCGACCAUGGCGACAAAGCUAAGCUCCAUGUCAGCGACCUGCGACCGCUGCCAGCGUCUUUGAUUGGCUCCCUGGCACUCGAGUGCACUCUCAGUGACAUCAGGCCAACAGGAGGCCGAUCAACCUGGACGGAUACGGCCUGUGAUUUCAUCUCCUUCUACCUGACUAGAGCCUCGGCUGUAAUCACCAUCAAGGAGUUGACAGAUCCGAUCCCAGUACCUGUCACUCUGUUUUUCGCCAUCAAAAAGGGACAGUUUAUCAACAUAGCAGACCUUCUGGUCAAAGAAGGCCUCGCCCUCAGAGAGAGAAGACCAAAAGAUGCUGGCGUUCAGGAACCAGAAAACAGUGAUUUACAGACUCCAGCCAGAAAGACCAAAACUAACAGCAAGAAGGAGAAAACAACUUGUCCAGCUGUUUCUCUUGGUCCCUUCUGCUCCUCAGCUUCCCUCGUCUCCUCUUCACGCCUUCCAAUACCAAGACCACGCUCUAUUAUCACUCCUGAAAAGGUGUUCACUCAACUGUACCAGCCACCAGAGCUGCCGUGUCUCGGUCCCAUCCAUGUAAAUGUGUCUACUGUUGGAGAAGAUGGUCUCAUUUACAUCAGAGCGCAGGAUGCAGAGGAUCAACUGGAGCAGCUGAAGGAAUUGAUCCAGCAGAACAUGAAGACGUUACCCAGACAGAAGCCCUUCACCUGGAAAUCAGUGCAGGGAUGUGCCGUCAUCGGACCGGACAUGCUGUGGUACCGAGGGCAGCUGCUGGAAGUGCUGGGUGGACAUGUGAAGGUCCAGUAUGUGGAUUACGGGCUGGUGGAGAACAUCCCCGUGGUGCACGUGUACCCCAUGCUGCUGUGCAUGGAUGUUCCUCAGCUCUGCAUGCCCUGCCAGCUGCUCGGCACACACCCUGUGGGUGGUAAGUGGCAGCGGGAUGCAGUGGCUCUGAUGAAGGAGCUGUUACUAAACUGCCCUUUGGACAUGCAAGUUGUGGAGCUGCCGGCUGACCCGAGGGGACCUCUCACCGUGGAGGUUUUCCUGGACGGUUUAAGUCUCAGCAGCAUCCUGUGUCAGCAUGAACACGCGACCGUGGACCGGACUGUAACAGCACAAAAGGGGCUCACAGUGAAGACGCCAGAACCCGUCCUGGAUGACUGGAACAUCAACACUGAGGGUGUGAGGAGCCGUGAGGAGCCGCCGCUGCUGGGGCCUUUUAUUUACCCAAACCUGCCACAGGAGGGAGAGGAGUUUAAAGUCCUAGUCAAGCAUCUUCGGACCCCUAAUGAGCUGUUCCUGUGGCCUUUGGUGGAAACGGCCAACGUAGAGGUUGAUGGAGAGACUCUGGACGAGGCUUUGACCAGAAUCAACGCAGACAUCGACACGCUGCCGCUGCUCACCAGCUUCCCUUUUGGUGGCCCGUGUCUGGUCGAGUACAGCGAUGGCACGUUCUACCGGGCCAGACUGCAGAAGUUUCACAGCACGGAGCCCGUCAUGAUCCUGGUCCAGCACGUGGACUUCGGCUCUAAUGACAUCGUUCCCACCAGCAAGCUGCGUCAGAUGCCGGCGGGGCUGCUGCAGUUUCCAUGCCAGGCCCUAAAAGUGAAAGUGGCCGGCUUCAAACCUCCAACCAUCAACCAGCAUGAAGACGUGCUGCCUUACAGUCCCGGGUGGAGCUUGAAGGCCGUGUCGGAGAUGAUCGACCUGCUGCACGGAAACAUCACGGCUGCUGUUGUGGCGCGGGAGCCCGAGCUCACGGUCCUGCUGUACAGCGAGGACGGAGAGCUGGUCCACCUGUCGUUGGUGGAGAGCGGACUGGCUGAGCUGGAUUGA
Messenger RNA from Cololabis saira (Pacific saury), 4488 nucleotides. RefSeq names its product ring finger protein 17 (gene rnf17). Lineage: Eukaryota; Metazoa; Chordata; Actinopteri; Beloniformes; Belonidae. The record is from RefSeq and is a predicted model, not a curated record. Bases 1 to 4488 code for a protein of 1495 amino acids. The transcript has 36 exons.